CUCCGACUUAGUGAAUGAAUUGUUGGUGCUGAAUCCUUUUUUAUUAAAAAAAUAAUAAUACUUAGUAAAUUGGGGUCGAAAUCAAGCCACAUUACCCAACUAUUCGACAUAUUUCAUCUGAAAGCAUGGCUCCUAAGGAUUAUUUGGCUGAGAAAGGUAUUUAUUUACUUUUGCUAACUUAGCUAUCUACUAACAGUAGGUCGCUUGAGACACUAGGCACUUUUUUUUCUCGAGUAUAUGGAGGCUAGUACUGUAACACAACAUAUUUGCUAUUAGCGUGCUCACUCGCAUAACUACGUCUGAGCAACAAGUGACGUAAGCCAUGCUAUUGGACUUUGGAAUCACUAAAUAGCUUGCUAACCAACUAACAUUUGAUUUUAUUAGCGACAGUAUAGCAUACGUUUUUAGGGUACGUUGGGGUUGAGUAGCUAGCUAGCUAAUCAAAGUAUCUCUGAAUACUCAGCCAAGAAGCCAACUGAAUAUUAGUUUAUAAUAUAGCUAACUAGUUGUACUAAACAUCUAAGCUUGGUCGUCCCGUGCACAACAUUAUCUGGCUACUUGUGAAGUUGUUUCAGCAAUUAAAAAAUUAGGGCAAAUAGACUUGUUGGGUAUGGCGUGCAUGUUCGCUUCAGUUUUAAGUAACCCGGAUGGAACUCAUGAGGACAAAGAAUUACGCGCGAGGAGCACAUGGUUCAGGGGCAGAGAAAGAUAAUGCAGGAUUUACUCUGAUAAUGAACGAUAGAACUGACCAAUACUACAAAAGUGAUUGAAUUAGUUAAAGAGAAAUGUUAACUCAAUUUUGUACAUAACAUUUCAAUUGAAAAAGUGCAAUGGAAUAAAUGGCUUGCCAGUGGCUAGUUAGCAAUCCACACGCAUUUUCGCCAUAUGCUUCUCAUCCGCGGGAGAUGGCUAUUCUUUGUUGCAGGCAGCUGCAGUAUGGGCGUGAUGUUUAUCCGGUCCUAGCUAUCUAGGUAAUAUAUUUAGUUUGCUGCUAAAUAGUGUAUCUAUUGUUGGUCUAAAGUCCAGUGUAACUUUACAGUGAAUUCGGCAAAUCAACAAACUGGUCCUGAAACCGAGUCAUGCUUUGAAGCCAUAGCUAACGCAAUCCCCCAGUUUAGUUGGGACUAUUUUACGACCGAGGGAAAGCGGCGGAUUGCUCGUAGUGACCAGGCUAAAAGCCAUGUGCUGUUCUGUUUACAAAAUUAUUGCGAAUACAGAAUGUUGAAGAGGUUGUGAUUUUGGGCUCGAAUGAAAAGUAAGUGAAAUAACUACGCAUAUUGUGUAGGUACAGACAGGUGUAACUCAGUUGGUAGAGCAUGGCGCUUGCAACGCCAGGGUUGUGUGUUCGUUUCCCACGGGGGGCCAGUAUGAAAAAACAAUUUAAAAAUGAAUGCACUCACUAACUGUAAGUCGCUCUGGAUAAGAGCGUCUGCUAAAUGACUUAAAUGUAAAUGUUUGUUUUGAGGUGUCUAAAAUCCAGACGCGUCUCCUAGUAUAGUUCAAAUUUUUGGGAGAAAUGGGGGUUAUUUUCACCAACAUUGACAGCGAUUUGGUUGUUGGCGUGAGCUGCAAACCAAACCUGUAACAUUACAUCAUUGUUGUAAAGGUUUGGGCGCAUUUAUGUUUUAUGGACCAAUCUUUAGCACCAAAAUAAAAAAUGAUUUAUUUUAAUAUUUUGCCAGCCCUACUUUGAACAUAUAAAAUUAGCUUAACUGGAUAAUAUCCCUAUUAUCUAUUGCUUAGUCCAAAUGCCCUCUGCCCCUCGGACCAUCUUUAGCCACCUGCACCCCAUAGAAAAACAUUUUGCGACUGAAAGCGAAAAUGAGCAUUUUCUUAUUGCACAAGUUAGUCCCUCCCUGUUUUAGCCAGUGUUCUUCAGUUGGUGCCCUCAGACCAUCUUUAGUUUCUUCGUGGUUCUCCACCUAUCCUUGAUGUUGAUGGAUGUUCGGCCAACAAAGGGGAAAGAGGACUUUACUCUGGCCCAUUGACUCUCUCCAUGGCGCCUCACUCCCUCCUUCACCCACUCUCUCCUCUGCUGUCCACAUCCUCUUCCAGCCUCUUCCAGUAGGGACAGUACUUUAAUGUAAGAAAUCGUUAUCUGUGGGAUGCGAUGUUACCCAACAAAGGGGGUUGUCGAAGGACCACAAAUUAGGUCGCAGUAUGUAGGCCCUUGACUACCAUGCUGUUGAUGGCAAUUGGAAAACUUUCACAAAAAAAUACAGCUCAUUAACUGAGCCUUGUAUUGAAACUGGAAGGGAAAAAAAUGGUAAAGGGCGAGCUAAAUUAGAUUUUUCACUCAGCUUGGCAAAAAAAGACGAGGCCCUAAUUCAGACUGAGGCUUUGCUCUGCCUAUAAGAUUAAUAACAUUCAAUGUGCACCGUUGAAUAUUCUGUUCUUUCCCUCAGAGAAAUGCAAGAAGUUCCUUCAAGAGUUUUACAGUGAGGAUGACAAUGGAAAGAAGGUGUUCAAAUAUGGAGCUCAGCUUGUGAGUAUGGAACUGACUUUCAUGACCCUGUUCUGUCUGUAAUAUGUCACGCCAGUCUUCAAGUCAUUUGCAAUUGAAAAUCAAUGAUCUAAUAUGAGAAAUGGUUCUAAACCAUGAUGCUGUUGAUUGGUAAAGUAUAAUGGAUUAAGUAUUCAAAGUUAAAAACAAAUCGUCAAUGUAAGUGUCGGGGCGAGCCUGGAGGCCGCAAUCUUCCUCCCCUGCCCCAACACACUGAAUGGUUGAGUGAACAAAGUAGUGACUUAUUUCAGUAGGUAAAUAUUUACCAAUGUAUUUUAUUUUCGUAUUGAAAUCCAGGAAGUAGAUUAAUGUGCACCAUGAGUCGGGAUCUGGGUCUGACGACUUUAUGGGUAAUGGAAAAAGGAAUUGCAUCAUGAAGCAAAAUUUAAAAACAAAACAGCAGGACAGGACAACUUUACUGUGAAAGUAGCAAGCCAAAAGCAUCAGGAGCUAGUUCGGCGAAUGGCAAACAAAUAACGUUAUAAAUUGCUACAGGUGUUGGCAACUUCAGAUUUUAUUGGUCAAAUACACAUAUUUAGCAGAUGUUAUUGCGGGUGUAGCGAAAUACUUGUGUUCCUAGCUCCAACGGUGCAGUAGUAUCUAACAAUUCACAACCAUACACACAUCUCAAAGUAAAGGAAUUAAAUUAAGAAAUAUAAAAAUAUUAGCACGAGCAAUGUCGGAAUGGCAUUGACUAGAAUACAGUAUACACAUAUGACAUGAGUAAAACCGUAUGUAAAUGUUAUUAAAGUGUCAAUUGCUCCAUUAUUAAAGUGACCAGUGAUUCCAUGUCUAUGUACAUAGGGCAGCAGCCUCUAAGGUGCAGGAUUGAGUAACAGGCUAGUGACAGUGGUUAGUUUCAGGGGAGGGUACUGGGUGGAGGCCGGUUAGUGAUGGCUAUUUAACAGUCUGAUGGCUUUGAGAUAGAAGCUGUUUUUCAGUCUCUCGGUCCCAGCUUUGAUGCACCUGUACUGACUUCGCCUUCUGGAUGACAGUGGGGUGAACAGGCCGUGGCUCGGGUGGUUGAAGUCUUUGAUCUUUUUGGCCGUCGUGUGACAUUGGGUGCUGUAGGUGUCCUGGAGGGCAGGUAGUGUGCCCCCAGUGAUGCGUUGGCCAGACCUCACCACCCUCUGGAGAGCCCUGCGAUUGCGGGCUUUGCAGUUGUUGUACCAGGUGGUGAUACAGCCCGACAGGAUGCUCUCAAUGGUGCAUUUGUAAAUGUUUGUGAAGUUCUUAAGGGGCAAGCUGAAAUUCUUCAGUCUCCUGAGGUUGACGAGGCACUGUGUGGGUGGAGCAUUUCAGAUUGUCGGUGAUGUGAACGCAGAGGAACUUGAAGCUUUUCACCUUCUCCACUGAGGUCCAAUGGAUGGGGGCAUGCUCCCUCUGCUGUCUCCUGUAGUCCACGAUCAGCUCCUUCAUUUUGUUGACAUUGAGGGAGAGGUUAUUUUCCUGGCACCACUCCGCCAGGGCCCUCACUCCCUGUAGGCUGUCUCAUCAUUGUUGGUAAUCAGGCCUACUACUGUGGGUACAAACAAAGCAUCCAAUUCGGGAAAGUUGAAUUUCUGGUCAGAAUGCUGGUGAGUUACCGCCGCUCUGAUAUCCAAAAUAUAUUGGGUAUCAGUUGCUUAGGAGCUAGAAGCAGAGCUGCCAUGUCUGUCGGUUCCAUCUUACCUUUCUUCGAAUGGUUGUCAAGCGGUCCUAAAGUGAUCACUGCACACGGACUACUGCAGCUAGUGAAUCACUUCAUGCUUUGUAUUGAGAACAUAAUCAGGAUCAGACACACAGCUCUAUCGCGGACAGGAAAAGAGUGAAAAUGCGCACUGUAUUUGUGUCUGACAGGGACAUUAUUGCACCUGGGUACAAUGCACCUGAUUUUAGCCAGAUAUUCUGCCUACUUCCCUUAAGUUACUCAGCUACUCAAGUACUAUUUGUCUACUGCUUUACUUCAGAGAUUGGAAACCACUACUUACCGCUAGCCUAGCUAAUAGCUACCAUCUCUUUGUUUACUUCCUGACUUCAUUUCCUGAAGACCAAUAGUAAGAUGCUCCUUCAUCCCACCUCCUGUAAUUAUCAAUCUUAGAACCACGAAAGAGUAUCAACGGAUUAGACUACAUGGAAGACCUUUGCGCUUGCACGAAGGAGGUCUUUGUUUUUUAUACUUUUUUACAUUAAAUACCACAUUUAUUUGGCAAUUCAAUGCCGAGACACAAAUUGUUGUUAAUGUAACUAAAUACCGUUUUUAAUGCAUUUUAGGUAAUUUCGUAAAUGUGGCAUUUUGAUAUAUAAAUACAGAAAUCUAAACUGUUUGGGGUACUGACAAAUGUCCAGGCAAGGGUUAUAAAGGGCCCAGAAGUGUUUUUGGGUGAACCGCCCCCUUUACUAGGGCAUUGGGCCACCACAAGCCACAACAGCUUGAAUGCACCUUGGCAAAGAUUCUAUAAGUGUCCGGAGCUCUAUCGGAGGGAUGUGACACCAUUCUUCCACAAUAAAUCCCAUCAGUUGGUGUUUUGGUGGUGGAAAACACUGUCUCGGGCGCCGAUCCAGAAUCUCUCCCAUAAGUGUUCAAUUGGGUUGAGAUCUGGUGACUGAGACGGCCAUGGCAUAUGGUUUACAUCGUUUUCAUCCUCAUUAAACCAUUCAGUGCCCUGUGGAUGGGGGUUAAUUGCUUAAAUAACUCAGGAGCCACGCCUGUGUGAAUGCACCUGCUUUCAAUAUACUUUGUAUCCCUCAUUUACUCAAGUGUGUUCUUUAUUUUGGCAGUUAACUGUACAUUGCAGUAUUUUGACAUGAGCAGGAACUUUUGUCGUUGUUUGCAGGAAAGGGCCAUGCAGAAUCAAUGCUAAGCAACAAAUGUAAAUAUUCUGUGUCCCUGAUGGAAGCCCUGUUGUGUCUGUAGGUUGCCCUGUCCCACAGGGAGCAGGUGGCUUUGCAGGUGGACCUGGAUGAUGUGGCCGAGGAGGACCCCGAGUUGGUGGAGAGCAUCUGUGAGAAUGCCAAGCGCUACAUGGGCCUGUUCGCCAAUGCGGUCCACGAGCUUCUGCCAGAGUACCGCGAGAGAGAGGUAUUUUAGCUAUGUUAAUAGAAACACACAUUUAAGACCUAAUCUGGCCUGCUUGACUGGAUAUUGAUUUGGAUAUGGCAGUUGCUAAUAGAGGGGGGGGGGGGGUCUGACAGUGUGCAUAGUGUACCACCCAUUGAGCUAUAAAAGAGAGGCGCGAACAUAUAUUCUCCCUGUGUGAUCACUAAAUAAUGGUGUAUGUUUCUCAUAUUGAAAUUAAUGACUGAGCACAGAAUGCAUCCCUACACAUCCUAGAAAUAGAAUAUUAAACUGAGUUCAGAGUGUGAUGUCAGAUGUCAUAUCGGAAUGAGUGAUAUCAAGUGUGACCGCUGUGAAGAGCCAGCCACAUCCCCUAACCAGCCAUUAGCCUACUCAGCAGCUUCUCUGUCUGUUCUUUCUGCGCAUCUCCGUCAGUUUUUAAAAUGUUAUUUAGCCGUGAUGGUGAGCUGAGGUGUGCAGACAGUGAUGCGGUUUCUGUUACAUUUGUUUAAUUAUUGGUGCGGCACGCAGCGUGAGGGAAGUGGAUAUGUAUGUUUUCAUUCUGCCUGUAAGAACAAGCAGGCCAGUCUGAUGAGGAUUCGCUGUCACGCAGCCUCUUGAGUGCCACUGCCAUAGAGGAGAAACGGAUCACAGUGACAGUAGGGCUGUGACAAUACCAGUAUCGCAAUAUUUUUUCCGGUGGCAAAAAUGAAAACGGGAAGCAGACUAAAUUCUUUGGUCCUUUAAAAAAACCUACUGUAAAAUAUUGUGCUGUAGCUUGGAAAAUACAUGAACGUGACUGGAUGACAACAUAAUGAUAAAGUUAAAUACACUUUGUGUUUUGUUUCCUUGCGCCUGCUUGCGCCUUCACAUGACUGAACUGAGUUUCUAGUCCAAAAGUUUUUCUUAAAAGUUAUGCCCCAUAUUACCGGCGCCUUUCUACCACUAAUUGGCGCACAUGUAAUAUAAUUUUAUAAACCAUGUCGUGGGGCGUUUUUAAACUACUCGCAGGCCGCAGGUUUUUGGUUUGAUAACGAACAUCCUUGUUUAGUCAUGUUACCUGGCUAGCUAGCUAACAACAUGGUAUCUUGGCUAUGCACACAUUUGGAUGGCACAGAACAAACUUAAAAAAGGGAUGGAUAGCCUACUCAUAGAGAUUCUUCAAAGGUGUGAUGCAUAUGCCUAAUCAAUGUAAUUCUAAGCUUAAUUAAAAGUAUACCCAUAACAUGAUGCAGCCACCACCAAGCUUGAAAAUAUGAAGUGGUACUCAGUGAUGCUUUGUAUUCAGGACAUAAAGUCAUUUUUUUUGCCACACUUUUUCCGUUUUACUUUAGUGCCUUAUUGCAAACUGGAUAUAUGUUUUUUCUGUACAGGCUUCCUUUUCACUCAUUUAUUGUGGAGUAACUACAAUGUUGACCCAUCUUCAUUAUAAUUUAUAUUUUACCUGGUAAGUUGACUGAGAACACAUUCUCAUUUACAGCAAUGACCUGGGGAAUAGUUAAAGGGGAGAGGAAGGGGGAUGAAUGAGCCAAUUGGAUGCUGGGGAUGAUUAGGUGGCCAUGAUGGUAUGAGGGCCAGAUUGGGAAUUUAGCCAGGGCUUGUGUUAACACCCCUUCUCUUACGAUAUGUGCCAUGGGCUCUUUAGUGACAACAGAGAGUCAGGACACCCGUUUUAACGUCUCAUUCGAAAGACAGCACCCUACACAGGGCAAUGUCCCCAAUCACUGCCCUGGGGCAUUGGGAUAUUAUACUUUUUAGACCAGAGGAAAGAUUGCCUCCUAUUGGCCCUCCAACACCACUUCCAGCAGCAUCUGGUCUCCCAACCAGGACCAACCCUGCUUAGCUUCAGAGGCAAGCCAGCAGUGUGAUACAAGUGGUAUGCUGCUGGCUAAGUUCUCCUAUCACAGCCAUUAAACUCUGUAGCUGUUAAAGUCACCCUUGGCCUUCCUUCCUCUCCAGCAAAUGAGUUAGGAAGGACGCCUGUAUCUUUGUAGUGACUGGGAAGAGCAGAGCAGAGCAAACCCUGUGAUAAUACUGUGAUACUUGGCCUGUUAUCACAUCGUUAGUAGAAUGUUGGUAUUGUGACAACCCCACUCUGAAAAUAGGCACAUUUUUCUUGCACUUUACAGAAUUUUGGUGUGUUUCCGUGCAUUAAAAAAGUAUACUUUUUGGGCCCCUCGCCAGUUUGCAUCCCUGGGAUGAAGUUAUCGGUAAAACAUUGAGUCUGAGACUAACUGCCCCGGGACCUGUCAAUACCUGUCUCAUCUUUCACGCAGGUGGUGGCCAAGGAUUCCCUGGAUGUGUACAUUGAGCAUAGGCUGAUGAUGGAGCAGAGAGGUCACGACACCGCAGACACGAGGGACCCUCACAACCAGUACCCAGCAGAGCUCAUGAGGAGAUUGUAAGUUCACUUAGCUAGCAUGUUUGUCAUUGUCUCUGAGUUAGAACUGGGCAUGAACCUGGAUGAAUUGCUUACUAAGACCAAGGAGCUGAUCGUGGACUACUGGAAAUGGGGGGGGGGGGGUGAACAUCGACAGGGCCGCAGUGGAGAGGUCAAGAGCUUCAAGUUCCUCGGUGUCCACACCACUUAGGACUUAACUCUUCUCCCUGGCAUGACCCCUCAAAUCCUCAUGAAGUUCUACAGCUGCACCCUUGCGAGCACCCUGACUGGUUGUGAUACUGUCUGGUAUGGCAACUGCACCGCCCGCGACCGGAAGGCCCUACAGAGGGUGGUGCGGACGGCCCAGCGCAAGCUCCCAGCCAUGCCAGGCGGUGUCUGAGAAGGGCCCAAUAAAUUGCCCAAACCACCCACACGCCCUUACCAACUCGCUUGGAGGGCCUUCCGUUAUAACGCGUUGCUGACGAAACUCCAAGGGUGACUUCGAGAGUGGCGAGGUUAUCAAUAAACACAAUAACUUCGGGACACAAUGAUGCAAUGCAAGUUCCACUUUUUAAAUAAUAAAACAAGCAUGAAAUUCUGUUUUACAAGAUAAAUCUCUGUAACAGUUAAACCUUUUAAUUUUGGAGGUAUUUCAUCUUUUACUUGUGUUCAAGUUUAGAAAUCAGACAAACAAAUGCUUGUGGCAUAUUAGGCAGUCUUCUCCAUUAUUUUGUGUGAAAUUGCACAAACUCAAAUAACUAUUUUAUGGGAUUCCACUUCGCUCUGAACACGGCAGUGUUGCUGGCUCGGUAGAAGUGGCUAUCGGAGGGUUUAAUUAGCCCCUACACCCUCCAUAAUUUUACCUCCCUCCGCUUUGGGACACUUAUGCAUGUGGCGGACUAUCCACACUGACUCUAUGCCCAUCCGCAGGUCUACCCACUCAGACACAACCUACGCUGCUGCUAAAAUUACUAUUUAUAAGAUUUAUUACUCCAUUACGCUACUGUCCAUUUGAUUACCAUUAGUAUUUAUAUACACUGCUCAAAAAAAUAAAGGGAACACACAAUGUAAGUCAAUCACACUUCUGUGAAAUCAAUACAUUUCACAUGCUGUUGUGCAAAUGGAAUAGACAACAGGUGGAAAUUAUAGGCAAUUAGCAAGACACCCCCAAUAAAGGACUGGUUUUGCAGGUGGUGACCACAGACCACUUCUCAGUUCCUAUGCUUCCUGGCUGUUUUGGUCACUUUUGAAUGCUGGCGGUGCUUUCACUCUAGUGGUAGCAUGAGAUUGAGUCUACAACCCACACAAGUGGCUCAGGUAGUGCAGCUCAUCCAGGAUGGCACAUCAAUGCGAGCUGUGGCAAGAAGGUUUGCUGUGUCUGUCAGCGUAGUGUCCAGAGCAUGGAGGCGCUACCAAGAGACAGGCCAGUACAUCAGGAGACGUGGAGGAGGCCAUAGGAGGGCAACAACCCAGCAGCAGGACUGCUACCUCCGCCUUUGUGCAAGGAGGAGCAGGAGGAGCACUGCAAAAUGACCUCCAGCAGGCCACAAAUGUGCAUGUGUCUGCUCAAACGGUCAGAAACAGACUCCAUGAGGGUGGUAUGAGGGCCCGACGUCCACAGGUGGGUGUUGAGCUUACAGCCCAACUCCGUGCAGGACGUUUGGCAUUUGCCAGAGAACACCAAGAUUGGCAAAUUCGCCACUGGCGCUCUGUGCUCUUCACAGAUGAAAGCAGGUUCACACUGAGCACGUGACAGACGUGACAGAGUCUGGAGACGCCGUGGAGAACGUUCUGCUGCCUGCAACAUCCUCCAGCAUGACCAGUUUGGCGGUGGGUCAGUCAUGGUGUGGGGUGACAUUUCUUUGGGGGGCCGCACAGCCCUCCAUGUGCUCGCCAGAGGUAGCCUGACUGCCAUUAGGUACCGAGAUGAGAUCCUCAGACCCCUUGUGAGACCAUAUGCUGGUGCGGUUGGCCCUGGGUUCCUCCUAAUGCAAGACAAUGCUAGACCUCAUGUGGCUGGAGUGUGUCAGCAGUUCCUGCAAGAGGAAGGCAUUGAUGCUAUGGACUGGCCCGCCCGUUCCCCAGACCUGAUCCAAUUGAGCACAUCUGGGACAUCGUCUCGCUCCAUCCACCAACGCCACGUUGCACCACAGACUGUCCAGGAGUUGGCGGAUGCUUUAGUCCAGGUCUGGGAGGAGAUCCCUCAGGAGACCAUCCGCCACCUCAUUAGGAGCAUGCCCAGGCAUUGUAGGGAGGUCAUACAGGCACGUGGAGGACACACACACUACUGAGCCUCAUUUUGACUUGUUUUAAGGACAUUACAUCAAAGUUGGAUCAGCCUGUAGUGUGGUUUUCCACUUUAAUUUUGAGGGUGACUCCAAAUCCAGACCUCCAUGGGUUGAUAAAUUUGAUUUCCAUUGAUAAUUUUUGUGUGAUUUUGUUGUCAGCACAUUCAACUAUGUCAAGAGAAAAUUAUUUUAAUAAGAUUAUUUCAUUCAUUCAGAUCUAGGAUGUGUUAUUUUAGUGUUCCCUUAAUUUUUUUGAGCAGUGUAUUUAUCCAGCUACUGGUCACUUACUCCUGUUUACAUGUGUAUAUUACCAUGAGUAUUUAUAUAUUCCUGCUACCAGUCUCUUUUCAGCCCUGUUUACAUGUACAGUGUACAGUACCAGUCAAAAGUUUGGAUACACCUAUUCAUUCCAGGGUUUUUCUUUAUUUUACUAUUUUCUACAUUGUAGAAUAAUAGUGAAGACAUCAAAACUAUGAAAUAACACACAUGGAAUCAUGUAGUAACCAAAAAAGAGUUAAACAAAUCAAAGAAAUAUUUUCGAUUCUUCAAAGUAGCCACCCUUUGCCUUGAUGACAGCUUUGCACACUCCUGGCAUUCUCUCAACCAGCUUCAUGAAGUAGUCACCUGGAAUGCAUUUCAAUUAACAGGUGUGCCUAAAGUUAAUUUGUGGAAUUUCUUUUUUUCCUUAGUGCGUUUGAGCCAAUCAGUUGUGUUGUGACAAGGUAGAGGUGGUAUACAGAAGAUAGCCCUAUUUGGUUAAAGGCCAAGUCCAUAUUGUUGCAAGAACAGCUCAAAUAAGCAAAGAGAAAUGACAGUCCAUCAUUACUUUAAGACAUGAAGGUCAGUCAAUACGGAAUGUUUCUUCAAGUGCAGUCGCAAAAACCAUCAAGCGUUAUGAUGAAACUGGCUCUCAUGAGGACCGCCAUAGGAAAGGAAGACCCAGAGUUACCUCUGCUGCAGAGGAUAAGUUCAUUAGAGUUAACUGCACCUCAGAUUGCAGCCCAAAUAAAUGCUUCAAAGAGUUCAAGUAAGACACAUCUCAACAUCACUGUUUCGAGGUGACUGUGAAUCAGGCCAUCAUGGUCGAAAUGCUGCAAAGAAACCACUACUAAAGGACACCAAUAAUAAGAACUUGCUUGGGCCAAGAAACACGAGCAAUGGACAUUAGACCGGUGGAGAUCUGUCCUUUGGUUUGAUGAGUCCAAAUUUGAGAUUUUUGGUUCCAACCGCUGUGUCUUUGUGAGACGCAGAGUAGGUGAAUGGAUUAUCUCUCCAUGUGUGGUUCCCACUGUGAAGCAUGGAGGAGGUGGUGUGGCGGUGCUUUGCUGGUGACAUUGUCUGUGAUUUAUUUAGAAUUUGAGGCACGCUUAACCAGCAUUUGCUACCACAGCAUUCUGCAGCGAUACGCCAUCCCAUCUGGUUUGCGCUUAGUCCCACUCAUUUGUUUUUCAACAGGACAAUGACCCAAAUAAUACCUCCAGGCUGUGUAAGGGCUAUUUGACCAAGAAGGAGAGUGAUGGAGUGCUGCAUCAGAUGACCUGUAGCCUCUUGUAGCUCAGUUGGUAGCGCAUGGCACUUGCAACGCCAGGGUUGUGGGUUCGAUUCCCACGGGGGGCCAGAAUGAAAAAUGUAUGCACUCACUAACUGUAAGUUGCUCUGGAUAAGAGCGUCUGCUAAAUGACUAAAAUGUAAAAUGAUGACCUGGCCUCCACAAUCACCCGACCUCAACCCAAUUGGGUUGAGUUGGACCGCAGAGUGAAGGAAAAGCAGCCAACAAGUGCUCAGCAUAUGUGGGAACUCCUUCAAGCAUUUCAGGUGACUUCCUCAUGAAGCUGGUUGAGAGAAUGCCAAGAGUGCAAAGCUGUCAUCGAGGCAAAGGGUGGCUACUUUGAAGAAUCUCAAAUGUAAAAUAUAUUUUGAUUUGUUUAACACUUUUUUGGUUACUACAUGAUUCCAUAUGUGUUAUUUUAUAGUUUUGAGGUAUUCACUAUAAUUCUACAAUGUAGAAAAUAGUAAAUAUAAAGAAAAACCCUUGAAUGAGUAGGUGUGUCCCAAAUUUUGCUGGUACUGUAUAAACCCACCUCAACCGCUCCAGUACCCCUGCACAUUGAACUGACCUGUAUAUACUUGCCUUCUUGUUUUUCAGUCUCAUUGUAGUUCUUGUGGUUUUAAUUUUGUUUUCUAUUAUCUAAAUUAUAAAUUAGCACUGCAUUGUUGGGAAAGAGCUAUCAAGAUAAUUUCACUGUACUGUUUUAUACCUGUUCUGUCCUGUACACGUGGCGAAUAAACGAGUGUGUGUAUAUAUUCUUAUUUGGACUGGAUGCAUGUUCUACUAAAUAUGAGUUACAAGCCAUAGCCAGCUCAUGACUGCUGAUUUUACGUAUUUAGGAGGCAAGGAAUAACAAUUAUGGCAUCCCCUCUGAGACAGAUCCUUUCUCUAACAGCGAGCUGUACUUCAAACCGCCCAGCACUGCCAAACCCAAAGUGGUCCGUGAUGUCCGAGCAGACAGCAUUGGUCAGUUGGUGACAGUUAGGGGCAUUGUCACCCGUGCCACUGAGGUCAAACCCAUGAUGGCAGUCGCCACUUACACCUGUGACCAGUGUGGCGCAGAGACAUACCAGCCGGUAAGCGAUUGGCAUUCUGUUGUUGUUUUAUUGCAUGAACCAGUCAAGAAAACUUGAUAAACUAUAUAAGAAAAUAAAUGGAAAGAAUUUACUAGAUCUCACAGGAGGGCUGGGUAAAUAAAUUCAACAUUCGGUCCGGUACAGAAACAUUUAAGAUCUCUCGGUUCCUUGUGCUAACCCAGACACCUCUCCCUGUCUUAUCAGAUCCAAUCCCCCACCUUCAUGCCCCUCAUCAUGUGUCCCAGUCAAGAGUGUGUCACCAACAAGUCCGGCGGCCGGCUCUACCUGCAGAGCCGAGGCUCAAAGUUUGUCAAGUUCCAGGAGCUGCGCAUACAGGAACACGUAAGGACCUUUUGUCUAACCCUUGGGGGUGGCAGGUAGCUUAGUGGUUAAGAGUGUUGUGCCAGAAACCGAAAGGUCGCUGGUUCUAAUCCCCGAGCCCUGGAUAAGAGCGUCUGCUAAAUGACUAAUUAUAAUUAUAUAAAGAAUCUGAAACACAGCAACACAUUCAAUUCACAUAGCUCUCUGGCAGAAGUUGAAGGCAAAUAAACAAGCACAAGUCAGACUAAUGCAUUUGCACUGGUUUGAAAGCUGUAACCCUUGCCUGUGCCUCAUCUAUUUCCAGAGUGACCAGGUUCCUGUGGGGAACAUCCCCAGGAGCAUGACCAUCUACGCCCGCGGGGAGAAUACGCGCGUGGCCCAACCCGGAGACCAUGUGGCUAUUGCUGGUGUCUUCCUCCCUUUGCUGCGCACUGGCUUCAGACAGGCUGUCCAGGUGAGUGCACUCAAACACAUUACAAAGUUGCCUUAAACCUUAUUGAGAAUUAUCCUAAAGUUGAGCAACAUAAAAUAAGUUGGCGAAAAAUGGUACAAUCUGCCUUACUCCAUACCCAUGACUUGGCUGAGAUGUAAAGGAAGACUUGUUCAGGCUAGAACGGCCCAUUCGGCCUGAGACAACUUGAUGUACAAGUACAUCCCCUGAACCAGGAGGCUAGUUGGCUGGCUGAGAGAUGCUGCUGUUGUAAUGUGACUGUCACUCCCUCUCAGGGUCUGCUUUCAGAAACGUACCUGGAGUCCCACAGCAUCACACUGAUGAACAAGACAGAGGAUGACGAGCUGGGCACAGCAGAGCUGAGCGGGGAAGAGCUGCGCCAGAUCACAGGUAUGUGCGUGCAUGCCUGACUGUUUUGAAAUCACCCCUAGGUUCUCAAACCUUUCAGUGAUCACAGGUCUGAAGGAACCAGAUUGAUGUUGGCAGUAUUAUGGAAGCUUCACUGCAUGGUGCUUGCAUGUAUCCUGUCCUUUUGGAUCUGUGAACAGAAUGUUAAGGGAGUGCGUUUUUUUUAACCAUUCUCGUAUUGUUUAUCCAAGAGGAUGUGUCGACGCGAAUGGACUGUGUAACUGAAUAGUUUGGUUAAUGCGCUUAUCUCUCUUACUUGCAGAGGAAGAUUUCUACGAGAAGCUUGCGGGCUCUAUCGCCCCUGAGAUUUUUGGCCAUGAAGAUGUAAAGAAGGCUCUCCUGCUGCUGUUGGUUGGAGGAGUGCAGCAGGCCCCCAAAGGCAUGAAGAUCAGAGGUGAGCGCAAUAAAACUUCCACUGCCCUGCAACAUUGUCCAUUAGAAUAGCUGCUUUGGCUUUCAUUUGAAUUAACUGGAGUUUGGGGAUGUUUAACUUAUGACCCGGUUUGGCUCCUUCCAGGCAACAUAAACAUCUGUCUGAUGGGAGACCCAGGAGUAGCCAAGUCCCAGCUGCUGUCUUACAUCGACCGCCUGGCUGCUCGCAGUAAGUACAAUCUCCUGGAACUGUCUAAAAUAUUUAUUCUCCAUGUAUCCUCCUUCAUUUGCACUGAUCCCAUGUCGCAAGACUGGUAUUAGCAACAGGCUAAAUGGCCUACUGGAAAUUGACUAAAAGCCUUGCACCAUUUCCGCACAGUUGUUGAAUUAAUAGGGACAUGAACCAAAUAUAGUCAAUGAAAAGGUUUAAGGAGUAACAUGGGUAGCCGGGAUCCCGGGACUGUCCCGGAACUCUUCCCUAUAUAUAUUUUUUGGGGUGGUUGUUGUGAAAUUACAAAACAUUUAUCCAAUGUCAGCACUAAUGCAAUUCCACAAAAUACACAACAUGCGCAGCAGCAGAUUAGCAAAAAAAUUAAUUGCACCUCAUCCAAACAGGUUGUUGCAUGGAAGCCUUUAGCCUAGUGUAUUUACUUCACACUGCCGGACUGCACACGCGACCCGAAUGCAGUUAAUAAACAUUACAGGAAACCGCUACACUAUAACCUAUAAACAAUUCAGAGGCAUGAAGGGAACAUUCUAUCAUCUCCUGUCCUACAGCGUAGGAGAUUGUCCUAUCCCAAUCCCACUGAAACCCAAAAUCCUGACUCCUGUCUCGCAUGAAAAUUCAUAACUUUAUUCUGUAAUCCAUAGGUUGCAUUAUCAACGCACGUCUCUGCCUAUGCAUGUCAAAAUACCGCUAUAACAUUUAUGCACUGUCUCUUACUUGCUGGCCAAAUGAAAUGUGUUUGGUCGCAUACACAUAUUUAGCAGAUGUUAUUGUGGGUGUAGCGAAAUGCUUGUGUUCUUAGGUCCGCCAGUGCAGUAAUUUCUAACAAUACACACAUCUAAAAGUAAAAUAAUGGAAUAAUUUUUUUAAAUAAAUGUUAGGACGAGCAAUGUUGGAGUCUGGAAUCAGUGUGUGUAUCUCUGUAUACGUGUGUGUGUGUGUGUGUGUGUGUGUUUUUAUAUGCAUACAGUACCAGUCAAAAGUUUGGACACACUUACUAAUUCCAGGAUUUUUCUAUAUUUUUACUAUUUUCUACAUUGUAGAAUAAUAGUGAAGACAAACUAUGAAAUAACACAUAUGGAAUCAUGUAGUAUAUUUGCGAUUUUUCAAAAAGCCGCCCUUUGCCUUGAUAACUGCUUUGCCCACUCUUGGCAUUCUCUCAACCAGCAUUGAAGGUCAUCAAGAACAGUGGCCUCCAUCAUUCUUAAAUGGAAGAAGUUUGGAACCACCAAGACUCUUCCUAGAGUUGGCCACCCGGCCAAACUGCACAAUUGUGAGCAAGAACCUGAUGUUCACUCUGACAGCUCCAGAGUUCCUCUGUGGAGAUGGGAGAACCUUCCAGAAGGGCAACCAUCUCUGCAGCACUCCACCAAUCAGGCCUUUAUGAUAGUGGCCAGACGGAAGCCACUUUUCAGUAAAGGCACAUGACAGCCCGCUUGGAGUAUGCCAAAAGGCACCUGAAUGCCAAGCGUCACGUCUGGAGGAAACCUGGCACCAUCCCUACGGCGAAGCGUGGUGGCGGCAGCAUCAUGCGGUGGGGAUGUUUUUCAGCGGCAUGGACUGGAAGACUAGUCAGGAUCGAGGGAAAAAUGAAUGGAGCAAAGUACAGAGAGAUCCUUGAUGAAAACCUGCUCCAGGCGAAGGUUCACCUUCCAACAGGACAACAACCCUAAGCACACAGGCAAGACAACACAGGUGUGGCUUCGGGACAGACUCUGAAUGUCCUUGAGUGGCCCAGCCAGAGCCCGGACUUGAACCCGAUCAAACAUCUCUGGAGAGACCUGAAAAUAGCUGUGCAGUGACGCUCCCCAUCCAACCAGACAGAGUUUGAGAAGAUUUGCAGAGAAGAAUGGGAGAAACUUGUAGCGUCAUACCCAAGAAGACGCGAUGCUGUAAUCACUGCCAAAGGUGCAUCAACAAAGUACUGAGUAAAGGGUCUGAAUACUUAUGUAAAUGUGAUAUUUCAGUUUUUGCUUUCUUUAUGGGGUAUUGUGUGUAGAUUGAGGAUUUAAAUUUUUCAUCCGUUUUAGAAUAACGCUGUAACGUAACAAAAUGUGGAACAAGUCAAGGGGUCUGAAUACUCUCCAAAUACUCUGUGUGUGUGUGAUGUAUAGACAUUAUGGACAGUAUGUUUAGUAUAUCUGUAGGAUAGAGUAUAUACAGCAAUAGUUUAAUUGGAUGGCAUUGAUUAGAAUACAGUAUAUACAUAUGAAAUGAGUAAAACCGUAUGUAAACAUUAUUCAAGUGACCAGUGAUUCUAUGUACAUAGGGCAGCAGCCUCUAAGGUACAGGAUUGUGUAACCGGGUGGUAGCCAGCUAGUGACAGUGACUAAGUUCAGGGCGGGGGGGCCGGCUAAUGAUGGUUAUUUAACAGUCUGGCUUUGAGAUAGAAGCUGUUUUUCAGUCUCGGUCCCAGCUUUGAUGCACCUGUACAUACCUCGCCUUCUGGAUGAUAGCAGGGUGAACAGGCCGAACAGGUCAUUUAAUUUUUGUUUGACUGCCACUAAUGCUAUGCUCUGUGCGUCCUGAGCGCAUUCUGUGUCGAGAUGGCCUUACUGCUGAAUUAAUUGAGGAACAUGAGAACGCUCUGAAUUUAUGAACGGGCUGUUUCGCAGCUCACAACGUCAUUGGCGAUCAAAGGGUAGUUACUCUAUCAUUACUAAAUAUCACUUUCAUUUGCUCUGAAAUCUUUACGUAGUGGCGUCGACAAGGUGGCGUGGCGCCCCUAGCCAUAUCUUGAAUUUAAACGCUUUAAAUGGGCACUUCUGAUUUUUGCGGUAUUUCCAAGGACUGUCUGGAUAAAUACGAAAUUGAAACUUGGUAGAUUUCUUUUGACAAUAUUGAUCCCUAGAGGUCCUCACUCGUGUUCAAGUAAAUAAAGGAAUGAAGAUGAUUCUAUUUUGGCUCCUGCCACUAUUAUCAGCCAUGACCAUACCUCCCUGACCCCCUCCAGGCCAGUAUACAACGGGCAGAGGAUCCUCUGGCGUGGGACUGACGGCAGCUGUGAUGCGUGACCCCCUCACCGGGGAGAUGACCCUGGAGGGCGGAGCCCUGGUUCUGGCCGACCAGGGUGUCUGCUGUAUUGACGAGUUUGACAAGAUGGCCGACGCCGACCGCACAGCCAUCCACGAGGUGAUGGAGCAGCAGACCAUCUCCAUCGCCAAGGUGUGCUUUCUCCUCAUUCACAGCCACAUGUCUGGCAGUAGCUCUGGAAACAAAAACGAACACUUUUUUUAUUUUUUUUGUUUUUUUAUGUAAGGCUAUUCAUGAAUUUCAACUGGUUUUAUAAAUAAAUAAUAAUAUGCAAUUUAGCAGACGCUUUUAUCCAAAGCGACUUAGUCAUGUGCGCAUAAAUGUUUACGUAUGGUGGUCCCGGGGAUCGAACCCACUACCCUGGCGUUACAAGCGCCAUGCUCUACCAAUUGAGCUACAGCAGACCAGACAAGAUUUUCUACCUGUAUCCCUAUGACAAGGUGGAAAAUGACAGUCAAAACAGAGCUUUCCCCUGUUCAACGAUAAUGUGUGUGACUAACUCAUUCCCUUCCCAGGCGGGAAUCAUGACCUCCCUCAACGCCCGCUGCUCCAUCCUGGCGGCCGCUAACCCUGCUUACGGCCGCUACAACCCGCGCAAGACCAUUGAGCAGAACAUCCAGCUGCCGGCCGCCCUGCUCUCCCGUUUUGACCUGCUUUGGCUCAUCCAGGACAAGCCUGACACGGAGGCCGAUCUCCGACUGGCCCAGCACAUCACCUAUGUUCACCAGCACUGCCACCAGCCACCCACUCACUUUACCCCCAUCGAUAUGAAGCUCAUGAGGUCAGUUCACUGGUAACCCAGAGCCAGGUGUAACAUGCACACCCCACGGCAACUUAUUGCAAACUUUGUGGUGCUGGAAAUAAAAUAAAGAAUUACUAUUUAGUCAUCAGUGAUUAGACAUUUCUCCCACAUGCAUUUUUAUUUUAUGUGACUAACUGUAUCAUCGCUCUCCAGGCGUUACAUCUCCCUGUGUACGAGGCGACAGCCCGUCAUCCCAGAGGCACUGGCUGAUUACAUCACGGCGGCCUACGUGGAGAUGAGGAAGGAGGCGCGUGUCAGCAAGGACUGCACCUUCACCUCCGCCCGUACACUCCUGUCUAUCCUCCGCCUAUCCACCGCCCUGGUGAGACUCACCCCAUCCUAACUACACACCCUUUCUACCCUGACUGGGUGCAUACUUAGAAUGAAGAGUGGAGCAAGACUGCAUGGAUUGGGGGGACAGUUGGUUGCAGCCCAGUGUGUGCUAAAGUGCUUACAGUGCAGGUAGUGGCAAUGCCCAGCCUACCUGCAGUGUGAGCACUUAUUUUACACGCUGGGCACUAGGCCCUGUGUCUACUCUCGCCCGCACUGACUCGCCUAUUGAAUCUGACUCCUUCAUGUCCAUUAAGACUGGAAUGUAAUGCUUCUCACUGUGUGGUCUCGUAGCGCCUGGGUGUCAAAAGUGCUGUUUGUGCAGGUAGCUGACUCAACCGCCCUACUGCAAAACCAGCACUUCGCGACACACCGGCUGUACUGUGCUACAUCUGGAUGGCCACAAGAGGGCAAAUCUCUGCCACGCCAUUGGGUGACCCUGUACCUACCUAGCUCUCAAACUCUAGGCGGCAUUCUGCCUUCUCCCUACAGUUUUCAGCUGUCAGCUUUGCCCACGACUGGCUCGUGUAAACUACAAUCCCGAUGCUUUGUUUUAACGUUUAGAAACGUUGAGCAUCGCUUGCGAUACGGCUUUCUAAACAUAUAGCACUUCUCUUUCAUCUGCGAGAAUCAUUCAAAUAAAAAAAAAGAUAGCUACACUUACUGUUUUGCACAAAUCCAUACAGCUAUGGGUGCCUCCAUCUGACAACUACACUUCCGCUACAUUUCCAGCCCGCUCUAUAGCAAAUUAGCACAGGUGGUCGCCUCUUGUCUUCCGUCUGUUUUCUGUGAACAAGCGCUGUAACAUGGCGAUAUGACCAUGUGAGAACACUAACCCUAUAAAGGUGUGUAUCAAUUGAACAUUUUGUUUUUUGAAAAUGGUUUAUUGCUGACAUGAAAAAUAAACAUGUUUUAUGCUUCCAAAACCGUACUGCAAGCGGCAGGUGUUGAUGUUCAGACCGAGUGUCGGGGCCCUUAACAAAACUCCCCCGUACAGAUGACUACUUUGUCCAAUGACUUGUGUGUAAUGAUCAACGGCUAGUACCUACCCAACUGCUGUCAAAGGUUUCUUCCAUGCCCUUUAUGGAGUGUUUGUGUUGAUUUUAUUAAUAUUGUCAUAAUUGUACUCCAGUAUGUUUUACUGUGGCUUUAUCCCAAUCCAGCUGUGUUAAUAUGUACGUUUUUGUGUCUAGUCCCAGUCAGCUUUGCAGGGUAGGCAGUCAGCCUGUGUUUGUAGGAGCAGCUGUGCAAACCCAUGCAAAACUGACUGUGACUGGAACUAGUCGUCGCUCACUACCUGAACGCUUCCUAUAAUACAACCAUCACUGUAUUAACGUUGCCUAUUGUGUCAAUUUUGAUUGUCAAGCCUCAUCCAUUGGGAGAGACUAGCUGGUGUUGAGAGGCGGAGACUUGGGCAAUUGUCGGCCAUUCCAGAGGGCAUUGCACUUGUCUCGGUCUGACAGUGCCGGCACAGCGCAACCUACGAUGUCUGAUCGACUCUUAACAGUUUAAUAUUGCAUGUAUUUUUGGUAUGUGCUCUGAGCUUUAGCCUAUGUACCUGCCUGACCUGUGGUCUCUCCCUCACCCCCACCCCCACAGGCCCGUCUGCGGCUGGUGGACGUGGUGGAGAAAGAGGACGUGAACGAGGCGAUGAGGCUCAUGGAAAUGUCCAAGGACUCCCUGCAGGCUGACAAGUCCAGCACCACCAGGUCAGCUACUCUCCGCUGCUGUGGGAAACUGCCAACAAGACAGUCCCCGAUGACACCGUUGUUAUGCUUUAAUAAGAUCUCUGACUGAAUGCCUAUGGUUGAGGUUUGGGUUAUAACAGAGUAAGGGGAUGACCUACUCUGAGAAUAGCUAUUCAGGAGCUACUGUAUAUUAAAAGUGGCUCCAUGGCCAGAGGGACGUUUUUUUUUUACGGCCUUAUCUGUUUACACAGCGUGUUAACUGGAGAAGACCUUAACGGCUGACAUGUCUACAGGUUUUAAGUGCUUCACCACACGCCCUAUUGACUUCAAAUGAUUUUUUCACAUACUACUGUGCCAGUCUACCUCGAGGGAUUCAAAGGAGUUGAUUGGAAAAUGUAAGCAUGUAGCACUGUAUGUUUUGGAAGCGGUAGGGCUGUAUGACCAAGUGCAUUUUAAGCAGAGUUUGGGUCAAUGCAAUUUCCUGUCAGUUUAAUUGGACAUGGAUUUGAUCCUGUCGGAUAGGCAUUCAGUUUCUGAACAGAUCAAUGUAGGCCUAAUUCAUGGGUUUGACCCCCACCCUGAUCUCAAAGUUCCACGACUUCAGACACUUAACCUUUUCCAUCACAUUGUUUUCCAGAGCCCAGCGGCCGGCGGACGUGAUCUUCUCCCUGCUGCGUGAGCUGGCCACGGAGGGUGUGAAGGGUCGUGGUGGGUCUUGGGGUCUGGUGCGCAUGGCGGAGGCCGAACAGCGGUGCGUUUCCCGUGGCUUCACCCCUGCCCAGUUCCAGGAGGCCCUGGACGAGUAUGAAGAGCUCAAUGUGUGGCAGGUCAACCAGGCCCGCACCCGCAUCACCUUCGUCUAAAGAGCUCUUUCACAGCCACAAGCCUCUUACACAAAACCAGGGAAUGGCUUGGCCUGUGAAGAGAUGGCUAAUGGGCUACUGACUACAAUGGGACCCCCUUAGUGCGUCCUCAUCUACACCAUCAUGACAGAAUUAAAUGCAAACAUGCAUAGUGGUUUUGCAACAGCGAAACGUUGCUAACUGUGGGGGUUUUGCUUACUUGGCUAUCAAGUGCUUUUAAAAAAUAUUAGAUGGCUGUUGUCAAAUAAAACUCUUUGUAAAUACAUUAUGUUCAUAA
Coregonus sp. 'balchen' is the source of this 21604-nucleotide messenger RNA. Lineage: Eukaryota; Metazoa; Chordata; Actinopteri; Salmoniformes; Salmonidae. The record is from the annotation of a GenBank genome assembly.